AUGAGCGCAACUUCCACACGCUCCUCUCCGCCGCGCCGCCGCUGCUGCCGCUUCUUAUUCUCGCUUCAUUGGGAAGGCACACGCCGGGAGGCUGCUUUCCUAGCCUGGCUUGUUGAAUGGCUGGCUGGCAGCCAGCCCUGCUGUCUGCUGGUUACCUGGUGUUGGGGGGCGGGAUGCGGUUUGAACGGGUUUGGACGAGGCAGAGGAGGCCUGGGAGCCUCCUACUCCCCCUGCGCGCGGCGAGGAGGGGAGAAGAGGGAGGCGAUCAACCGGGACGGCGACUAUCUCCUGGGCAUUAAAAGGUUGCGCAGCGCGCAACGUGGGAUCGGGGGGUGUUGCCAGGUGUUGCCGGUGAAGCCGGACGGGAACAAUAACACAACAACACAUAGUCUUCUGCAGAUCUCUCCAGUGGAGAGAGGAGUGGUGACUCUGAUGGGCCUUCACAGCAAACUCUUCGUGGCCAUGAACGGGCGGGGAAAGCUGUACGGAUCUUUGCACUUCAACAACGAGUGUAAGUUCAAAGAGAAGCUCCUCGCCAACAACUACAACGCCUACGAGUCGGUGGCUUACCCGAGGAUGUACAUCGGCCUGAGUAGGAACGGCAAAACAAAAAGAGGAAACCGAGUGUCGCCCGCCAUGACGGUGACACAUUUCUUGCCAAGAAUCUAG
This is a messenger RNA of Pseudoliparis swirei, 669 nucleotides long. It is a transcript of the gene fgf4, whose product is annotated as fibroblast growth factor 4. Gene Ontology annotation, molecular function: fibroblast growth factor receptor binding; growth factor activity. Gene Ontology annotation, biological process: positive regulation of gene expression; positive regulation of protein phosphorylation; animal organ morphogenesis. The record is from RefSeq and is a predicted model, not a curated record. Lineage: Eukaryota; Metazoa; Chordata; Actinopteri; Perciformes; Liparidae. Gene Ontology annotation, cellular component: cytoplasm.